UAAUUAUUAAAAAGAAAAAAAAAAAAAAACGAAUCCAAUUCGACUCCUCUCUUCUUCUUCAAUCAAUCCCUUCCCUCCAAUAAUCAAAGAGAUUUGAGCUCGCAUGGCCUUUCCCCAAUUCUCACAGAUCGGCAUUCGCUUCUGAGAUGGGAAAACACAAUCUCCUAAUCUACACCACGAUCGCCCUCGGCCUCCUCUUCCUCGUCUCCCGCUCCCCCCAAAAAUCCCAGCCCCAGGAGCCCCACCACCGCCGCCGCCUCAAAGUCCGCUCUCACUUCCCCUUCUCCCCUCCCUCCGAUCCCCAUCGCCACCACGACCCCCCUCCCGCCUUCGACCCCCUCGUCGCCGAGAUCGAGCUCGCCCGCGAGGACCGCCAAUGGGAGAACCUCUACUACCAAACGCACCACGAUUCCGAUGCCGAUUCCGCCGCCGAAUCGGAGGCAUCGCCGCCGGAGCAUCCGGAGCCGCAUCCGGAGGAUCACGAGUCGCACCCGGAGUGGGAGGAUUUCGCCGACGCCGAGGACUUCCUGAACGACGCGGAGCGCUUCAAUGUCACCAAUAGGCUGAUGCUCCUCUUCCCCAGGAUCGACGUGGACCCCACCGACGGAUUCGCCAGCGAAUUCGAGCUGACUCAGUGGAGCUUGCAGCUGAGCCGGAAGGAGGCGAUGCAUCGGAGCCAGAGGGAGAUGGACACUCACGACAAAGAUAGAGAUGGAUUCAUCACUUUUGCUGAGUAUGAGGCUCCUAGCUGGGUUAGAAAUGCCGAUAACACUUCAUUUGGAUAUGAUUUUGGCUGGUGGAAGGAGGAUCAUUUCAAUGCAUCUGAUGCUGAUGGCGAUGGUCGUUUGAAUAUCACAGAAUUUAAUGACUUUCUUCAUCCAGCUGAUACCACCAAUUCCAAGUUGAUUCUUUGGUUGUGCAAGGAAGAAAUAAGGGAAAGGGAUAGAGACAAGGAUGGUAAGGUCAAUUUUGAAGAGUUUUUCCAUGGGAUAUAUGAGUUGGUUAGAAAUUAUGUGGAGCCACACGAUACCGAUGAGCAUGAGUCUGAUGAUUCACAAGAGGCCUCAGCCAAGAUGCUGUUUGCCCUGCUUGAUAAGGACGGUGAUGGACAUUUGUCCGAUGUAGAAUUACUACCCAUUAUUGAAAAGCUCCACCCACCGGAGCAUUACUAUGCUAAACAGCAGACAAAACAUAUAUUGCACCAGGCUGACGGAGACAAGGAUGGACGUCUGAGCUUAGCAGAGAUGAUUCAGAGUCCAUAUGUUUUCUAUACUGGCGUCUUUAAUGAGGAUGAAGACAAUGGUGAUUAUGAAGUGCAUGAUGAGUUCCGUUAGAAACCGGAGUCAUAGUAUGCGAUGUAGGACGAGGCGAGCAAUUAAGAUGUGGAUCGUAGCGAAAAUCUUGAUCUGCUCACUGUUUUGGGAGGGAUAUAUAUAGGAUUAUCACUUGAGGUAGUUCUUCAAGUAAUGCAUUUUUUACAGUUUUGGUUAUUCUUUGUUCUUGUAUAGUUUUUACAGCAGAACUACUUUGAUUAUUACCAUAUUCAUUUAAAAUUGAGUAUAUUAUUUAUACCC
This is a messenger RNA of Salvia hispanica, 1574 nucleotides long. RefSeq lists its product as uncharacterized. Lineage: Eukaryota; Viridiplantae; Streptophyta; Magnoliopsida; Lamiales; Lamiaceae. Gene Ontology annotation, cellular component: endoplasmic reticulum. The record is from RefSeq and is a predicted model, not a curated record. Gene Ontology annotation, molecular function: calcium ion binding.